UUAAGAGAGAUGAGAGAGAGAAGAGAGAGAGAGAGAGAGAGAGGUAAGAUGACAACAUCCAUGGCAAAGAGAGGUAAAAGAAGUAGCCUCCCUCUCCCAGUUGACUUGCAAUCUUCCCCCCUCUCUCCCUCUAAAUAAGAAAUGAUGAUGGGUUGUGAUCUUCAUUACUUAUCCCCCCUUUGGCUUAUUUGAUUGACCCACAAAGGAGAAGAGAGAGAGAGAGAGAGAGAGAGAGAGAGAGAUGAAGAGGAGAAGGGAAGAGACAGAGAAGGGCUUCACAGAGAUAAGGUUGGCAAUGGAGGAGCUCUCCUCAUCACUAACCCCUCAUGAGGAGACCAAAGCCUCCACCUUGGCUUUGCUCUCUCUCUCCAAACAACUCCUCCACUUCCUUGAUAAGAUUGGCCCUACACUGCUAGUGUUAAGACAAGACAUACAACAAAAUGUGGAGAGAGUGGAAGAAGCGUAUGCGAAAGAUCCAUCCAAGUACUCAAACUUGACGGAGAUAUUAAUGAUAGAGGUUGGCGAGGGAACGACAAGGAAGCCCAACAGUUGCACCAAAGCUAUUCUCUGGCUAACUAGGUCCACGAACUUCGCUGUAUCUUUGCUGGAAAGAUUAGUGAAGUGCUCCGAAUUGAGCCUACGAGAAGUGGUGGAAGAAGCUUACAGGAGUACGCUAGAGCCGUGGCAUGGCUGGAUCUCCUCGGCUGCUUAUCGGGUAGCUUUAAAGCUCAUUCCGGAGAGAGAAAUAUUUGUCGAUUUGUUGAUGGGUAAAUCCCUGUGCUUCGAGGAGUUGACGGGAGAUAUAAAGAGCUUACUCUCCAUGCUUCAGCCUUUUCUAGAUGAAAUUAAUGCCAUUUUGAAAAAACAUCGGUUCGACAAAUUGAAGUCGACGUAAAAGGGUUGAUUCCUCCGAUCUGAUCCAUGUACAUAGGCUAACUUACAUCCUUGUAAACUUUUGAUGUUCCAAUUUUCUGUAAAUUCACCCUCUGUACAAAUCAAAAGGUUUUGUUUUCAAUUUUCUUCUAUUGUAUUGGAUGUGUUAAAAAUUUCAGAUCAGAUGUAAGGGUUUGGUUUUGUUUUGUUU
This is a messenger RNA of Ananas comosus (pineapple), 1084 nucleotides long. RefSeq names its product glycolipid transfer protein 3-like. The record is from RefSeq and is a predicted model, not a curated record. Gene Ontology annotation, molecular function: ceramide 1-phosphate binding; ceramide 1-phosphate transfer activity. Gene Ontology annotation, cellular component: membrane; cytoplasm; cytosol. Gene Ontology annotation, biological process: ceramide transport; intermembrane lipid transfer. NCBI's taxonomy places the organism in Eukaryota, Viridiplantae, Streptophyta, Magnoliopsida, Poales, Bromeliaceae. The coding region runs from base 242 to 895 and encodes 217 amino acids. The transcript has 6 exons.